Molecule: messenger RNA, 2162 nt
Organism: Ochotona curzoniae (black-lipped pika)
Lineage: Eukaryota; Metazoa; Chordata; Mammalia; Lagomorpha; Ochotonidae
Gene: FBXW4
Product: F-box and WD repeat domain containing 4
Exons: 9
Coding region: 6-1658 (550 amino acids)
Biological process (GO): SCF-dependent proteasomal ubiquitin-dependent protein catabolic process
Cellular component (GO): SCF ubiquitin ligase complex
Molecular function (GO): protein binding
Source: RefSeq, a predicted model, not a curated record
CGCUCAUGGGCAGCCAGGGUGGCUUGGGGCCCCCCGGGAACGUCGGGCCGGGAGAGGACGAGGGCGAGGGCGGGCAGGCGAGAAAACUGCAGGAAGAGAGGGUUGUGAAGGGAAAACGAAGGAAGGGGAAGGAGAAAGGAAAAGCGGGCGCAGGGUGCGGCGGAAGAGGAAGCGGGGCGGAAGGGAAGCCGGGGCCGCCGAGAGCGAAGGAGGCGGUGGAGCUGGGGGCUGAGGCGGCAGCGAGGGCAGGCCGGGCGGAAGGAGGACAGGGCGGCGGAAGCGUGGAGGAAGGAGCGAGAGCAGGGGCCAGGAAAAAGGCACCAGGAAGAGACGAUGGGAAGGACGAGUGGAGGGUCCGGCCUGGGCGGCGGGAAGCUACCAGGCCGGGCAGAGCAUCGAGACGAGAGUGUCAGGCUUGGGGCGGUGUCGCCAUGGCGGCGGUAGUUGAGGAAGAGGCGGCCGCUAGCCCGCCGACCGCGCGCCCGACUGCGGGGCCCGCGCUGUGGCGCCUGCCGGAGGAGCUGCUGCUGCUCAUCUGCUCCUACCUGGACAUGCGGGCCCUCGGCCGCCUGGCCCAGGUGUGCCGCUGGCUGCGGCGCUUCACCAGCUGCGACUUGCUCUGGCGCCGGAUAGCCCGGGCCUCACUCAACUCCGGCUUCACCCGGCUCGGCACCGACCUGAUGGCCAGUGUCCCUGUGAAGGAGCGGGUGAAGGUGUCUCAGAACUGGAAGUUGGGGCGCUGCCGAGAAGGGAUACUGCUGAAGUGGAAAUGCAGUCAGAUGCCCUGGAUGCAACUAGAGGAUGAUUCUCUGUAUGUAUCCCAGGCUAAUUUCAUCCUGGCCUACCAGUUCCGCCCAGAUGGUGCCAGCUUGAACCGUCGGCCACUGGGAGUCUUCGCUGGUCAUGAUGAGGACGUUUGCCACUUCGUGCUAGCCAACUCACAUAUUAUCAGUGCAGGAGGAGAUGGAAAGAUUGGCAUUCAUAAGACUCACAGCACCUUCACUGUCAAGUACACGGCUCAUGAACAGGAGGUGAAUUGUGUGGAUUGCAAAGGGGGCAUCAUUGUGAGUGGCUCCAGGGACAGAACGGCCAAGGUAUGGCCUCUGGCCUCGGGCCGGCUGGGACAGUGCUUACACACCAUCCAGACUGAAGACCGAGUCUGGUCCAUUGCUAUCAGCCCGUUACUCAGCUCCUUUGUGACUGGGACAGCUUGUUGUGGGCACUUCUCACCUCUGAGAAUCUGGGACCUCAACAGUGGGCAGCUGAUCAUGCACUUGGGCAGUGACUUCCCUCCGGGGGCUGGAGUGCUGGAUGUCAUGUAUGAGUCCCCUUCCACACUGCUAUCCUGUGGCUACGACACCUAUGUUCGCUACUGGGAUCUCCGCACCAGUGCCCGGAAAUGUGUCAUGGAGUGGGAGGAGCCACAUGACAGCACCCUGUACUGCCUGCAAACAGAUGGCAACCACCUGCUGGCCACGGGUUCCUCCUACUACGGUGUUGUCCGGCUGUGGGACAGGCGCCAGAGGGCCUGCCUGCAUGCCUUUCCACUAACAUCAACUCCAUUAAGCAGUCCUGUAUACUGCCUGCGUUUCACCACCACACAUCUCUAUGCUGCGCUGUCUUACAACCUCCACGUCUUGGACUUUCAAAAUCCAUGACAGGCUCCCCCUUGCCUGUGUGCCAGGGAAGCCAGUUACUCAGGGACCUCUCUCACCUGGAGGUACAGUGACACCUCUGCUGCUGCUGCCCCCCAAGACCUGUGGCCACUAUGCACGGGCCCACAAGCUAGAGGGACUGAGUGCUAGGCUGGAUCCUGCCACUCUGAAUGUACAACUCGACUGGGCGUUGUGCCCCUCUCUGGUUGAACAAGGAUUGAGCUGGCAAGGCUCACUCUGCACCCUACCCUUUGUGAGGCGACAGCAGCCUAUAGGUAAGGUGAGGCACUCCUGCCUUUCUUGAAGAGGAAGAUACCCUGCCAGCACAAGCUCUCUCCUCAGUCAGACCCCACCCUUGGUGGAGCAGAUGGGGUAUACAGGUCUUUAUUCCUGGCACCUAGAAAAGACCAAAGGAAUCCACCAGUUCUGAGUGAGUCAUUGAGGUGGGCUAUGGAAGACAUGCUACCAAAUGUCCAAUUUUGUAGAAAAUAAAAACUUGAUUGUUCA